AUGCCUCCAUCUUGGUCGUCCCGCUUCCUACAACAUGGCAGCAGCUCUGGUAGCACGCCGACCCGCAGCAACCCUUCACGGCCCAACCCAAGGGAUAAGCCCCUGCCUCAACCUCCAUCUGAAGCUUUCGAGCCUCCUACGCUGGCCGGCAGGGAUGGCGAAAGAGCAGCCCCUUCACCACCUCGACCAUUGCCGGCUAGUGUUUCGAGAACCCAUACACACAAUCGAUCGGUGAGCCAUCCGCUACCAAGGAUGUUCAGUCGCAAGAAGAGUGGCCCGAACCUUGGGCAGUAUCACGAUACGGAUGUACCGCUGGAUGACGAUCUGGUGCCGGUCUUGGACGAUGCUCAUGCGCCUACGCCUACUCGAGUCACCAGUGGGAAGAAGGGGAAGAUGGACGAUGAGGAGAAGUUGAAUCGGAAGUGCAUGUGCUGUGAUAGCAAGGUCAAGGUGCCGAAGGAGUUGGAGAAGUUUCGGUGCAUGUGCUGCUUGACGAUCAAUGACUUACAGCCGGUUGAAGAGCAGCGCGAGUCCGGGAAAGAGAAGGGCAAGCAUGGUGGCAAGAAGGCAGAGACACUUCCGCCGGCAAGACCGCUGCCCCUGUCGGUGGAGCGGACGAGGGCUAUCAUUGACCGCUGUGUGGUUACCUACCUCGAGGCAAGAUGUAGGCGAGAGGAAGAAAUCAUACCAAACAGGCGGACAGAGACGCCACUCCAGACACCUGACGAGAAAGAGAAUCCAUUGGACGGCAUACCUAUUAGAGCGAAGAAAGAAAGGACUUCCAAGGAGCUCACUGAUGCGCCUCUGUCCACCUCGCCACCAGACGAACCUCAAUUGGAGACGACCAUGUCAAAUACCUCCGUGGCCAGCGCUGCCAUCAGAAACUUCACUGAUUUCGAUCAAUUUGCAUACGUGCGAUCAGACACUCCGCCAGUCGAACAACAGGCUUCACCUCAUGGCCCGGGACCGCCGCAUUCUGUUCCGCGUAAGCCAGUACCUGAGAAACCAACAAGAAGACCCCCACCUCCGCCCAUGGAUGUCGCCAGGCGGACUUCUUCACAGAAACUUGCAAACGGAAGCUUGGUACCUUCGGGACAGCGCUCACCCAGAGUUCCACCAAGUCCGCGGCCGAGAACCAACGAGUUCGAGCAGCGCCGACGAUACGAUCGAGUCAAGACGAUAUUUCGGCCGUUGGAGGACUAUAUCGUUUCUAGCUUUGGUGACUUCAAGAGUCUCAAUACGGCUUUCAGCACUGUCCGACCUUCUGCGCCAGCUCGGACACGCAGCGAAAGCAACAUCGUCACCCCACCACCAGAACCGAUGAGCGGAAGCACGCCAAGUCCGAUUGAUUUAUCACAGCUUGAUGCGAAGACGCUACUACUUGGCGACAUUGGCGAGAAUGGGACCUGGUGGACAGGAAAGCUUGAUCGCAACAACUCGGACAAGUUCAAAAACAAGAGAGGUGGUGAGAGUACGAAGAACAAGCCCAUCUCAUCACGCUCUCCAAAUAUCGCUUGGCAUGAACUCGCCAGGUGGUACGCUCUUGUCCAUGGCGCCGGUGAGGACUGGCAGCACAAGGUUGAACGCUUGAACAAAGAUGCGCCGGGUCUUGCACACGAGCGACUGCAAGGUUUGGCUAACACGGAGGACAUCGAAGACGACCUUAGGGAGGCGAGGCAGCACACCGUGCGCGCGCUGUUCAAGGUCACCGAGAAUGUGCUGAAGAGACCUGGUCGAACGCUUAAGCAGCCGGAAGACCUGCGGUUCUUGCUUAUUAUUCUUGCCAACCCAUCUCUGUAUCCUUCGCGAGCCAAAGCCAGAAGAGCUACAUCGAGUCCCGGCAUCCGGCCCGGCCGAAGCGCGUCUGGCAAACACAACGGUGGACCGCAAGCACCUAUUUCACCUCGAAAGUCUCCAGGUCGACAGGGCAGUCAGCACACCGGUAUCCUCAAGCGGGUCUUUGGGCUGCUCGCACACUCGAGCGAUCUCUGUCACCGCUACCUUGUUGGCUGGUUCGCACGGUUUGACGAGGAGCAGUUCAUCAGCCUGGUAGACCUGGUGGCGAGUUAUGUCACCUAUCGGAUUGCGAGGAAUUCUGCUCGACCACAAAGCAAAACAGUCAAUGCUGAUGGUGGGUUGAUCCCGGAUCUCUCUGGUUCAGCCAUGAACACGUCAGCGCAACUGCAUGCCGCUAUGGGCUUGAGUGGCUCCAUCAAGAAGCGAGCAGAUGAUCCGGACCAAGAGCCUGACUACGCAAGCGACUGGCAGAUAAAGGCUGCUGCGAAAGUCACCUCCUUUCUGUUCGCAGCCAACAACAUCUGGCAGGGCAGGAGAAAGAAUGAAAUCGAGCAUCAACUUGACUCAGCCAUUGCAACUCCUCAAGUUAAGGCCAAGAGAAGCGGCCAACUACUGCAUACUUCGAGCUUUUACAAUACGUUGCUGGAUUACCAAGAUAUGAUUGCCGACUUCAAGGUCUGGGAGUCUAAGCGCGACCGCUUCGCUUUCUGCCAAUAUCCAUUCUUCCUCUCGAUGGGCAAUAAAAUCAAGAUUUUGGAGUAUGACGCAAGACGACAAAUGGAGGUCAAAGCACGAGAGGCCUACUUCGACUCUGUCAUUCGCCAACGCGCUCUGGACGGACAUUUCCACCUUCGAGUGCGCCGAGACUGUAUGGUCGAUGAUAGCCUGCGACAGAUCAGCGAAGCCGUCGGGGCUGGACAAGAGGACAUGAAGAAGGGCUUACGAGUCCACUUCACCGGCGAAGAAGGUAUUGAUGCUGGCGGUCUGCGAAAGGAGUGGUUUCUAAUGCUCGUUCGAGACAUUUUCGAUCCCAAUCAUGGUCUUUUCGUCUACGAUGACGAGUCGAAUACCUGCUACUUCAACCCAAACUCUUUCGAGACGUCGGACCAGUACUUCCUUGUUGGCGCUUUGCUCGGCUUGGCUAUCUACAACAGCACGAUCCUGGACGUCGCUCUGCCGCCUUUCGCAUUCCGAAAGCUACUCGCAGCUGCUCCCGCUCCUGCUGCUGGCUCUGCGAGCGUAUCCUCAUUGACGGGCACCAAGGGACAGAUGACGUACACGCUUUCAGAUCUCGCCGAAUUCCGUCCCUCGCUUGCCGCCGGUCUACAACAAUUGCUCGACUUCGAAGGCGACGUACAAGAGACGUACUGCCGAGACUUCGUCGCACCGGUCGAGCGCUACGGUACCGUUGUCGACGUCCCUCUCAUAUCCAACGGUGAAGCCACACCUGUCACGAACGCCAACAGACACGAGUUCGUCGAGGCCUACAUUCGCUACCUCCUCGACACAGCCGUGGUGCGCCAAUUCGAGCCCUUCAAGCGCGGCUUCUUCCAAGUCUGCGCCGGCAAUGCUCUCUCGCUCUUUCGUGCUGAGGAAAUCGAGCUGCUCGUACGAGGCAGCGAUGAAGCUCUCGAUGUUGACUCCUUACGUGGUGUUGCUACCUACGACAACUGGCGCCAUUUCCAACCACCCCACGCUCCUGUCCAGGAGCCCGCUGAGAGCGUGCCGGUGAUCCAGUGGUUCUGGGACCUCUUCGCGCAGGCCUCGCCCGAGCGGCAGCGGAAGUUGCUCACCUUCAUCACCGGCACUGACCGCAUUCCUGCCGUUGGCGCAACGAGCUUGGUUCUGAAGAUUGUCGCUGGUGGUGAUGGGUGGGGUGGCGGAGGUGCAGAGGAACGGGCGAGGUUCCCGAUUGCGAGGACGUGCUUUAACAUGCUCGUGUUGUGGAGGUACGAUUAUCGCGAGGCUUUGGAGGAUAAGCUGUGGAGGGCCGUGGAGGAGAGUGAGGGGUUUGGGCUGAAGUUAGUCGAAUAA
Saxophila tyrrhenica is the source of this 3831-nucleotide messenger RNA. It is a transcript of the gene HUL4, whose product is annotated as putative E3 ubiquitin-protein ligase. Lineage: Eukaryota; Fungi; Ascomycota; Dothideomycetes; Mycosphaerellales; Extremaceae. Gene Ontology annotation, molecular function: ubiquitin protein ligase activity. The transcript has 2 exons. Bases 1 to 3831 code for a protein of 1276 amino acids. The record is from RefSeq and is a predicted model, not a curated record. Gene Ontology annotation, biological process: protein polyubiquitination.